This is a messenger RNA of Glycine soja, 1292 nucleotides long. Its product is annotated as vacuolar protein sorting-associated protein 9A-like. Gene Ontology annotation, cellular component: endocytic vesicle; cytosol. The record is from RefSeq and is a predicted model, not a curated record. Gene Ontology annotation, molecular function: small GTPase binding; guanyl-nucleotide exchange factor activity. Gene Ontology annotation, biological process: vesicle-mediated transport. NCBI's taxonomy places the organism in Eukaryota, Viridiplantae, Streptophyta, Magnoliopsida, Fabales, Fabaceae. Bases 3 to 1193 code for a protein of 396 amino acids. The transcript is spliced from 6 exons.
AUAUGUUGCCUCUUCCUCUACUUCAGUUUCAAUCUUUCUUGACUUGGGAUUCCCUGAAAAUGAACAUGGACAUGGAGGUAUCAACGUCGUUCCAUGAUUUUCUCUAUCGCAUGCGACACCCUGCUUCCCUCGACCUCGUUCGAUCCAUCAAGAGCUUUAUAGUAUCAUUUUCAUUUCACCAACCAAAACCUGAAAAUGAUGGGAAAAGAGUACAAGACUUCUUUGUGUCAAUGGAAGCUGCAAUCAGAGAUCAUUCACUGUGGACUACUGCCUCCGAAGAAGACAUUGAUUGUGCAAUGCAGGGUUUAGAGAAAUAUAUAAUGACUAAAUUGUUCUCUCGAACAUUCUCUGCUUCUGCUGAGGAUGCAAAGAUUGACAACGAAAUCUCAUCGAAAAUAUGCUUGCUCCAAACCUUUCUAAAGCCUGAACAUUUGGAUAUACCACCAAUUCUCCAAAAUGAAGCCUUAUGGCUGCUUGCAGAGAAAGAAUUGCUGAAAAUCAAUGCCUUCAAAGCUCCUCAUGAGAAACUCUUGAGCAUUAUGAAUUGCUGCAGGAUCAUCAACAAUCUAUUGCUCAAUGCUGCAAUGUCGGAGUAUGUUCCAGCUGGGGCAGAUGGCUUUCUCCCUGUGCUCAUAUAUGUUACAAUCAAGGCAAAUCCUCCAAAGUUGCAUUCUAACCUCAAAUUCAUCAAGUUGUACACAAGGCAAGCAAAACUCAUCUCCGAAGCUGAAUAUUAUUUCACAAAUCUUGUGUCAGCUAAGACAUUUAUAGUUGACUUAAAUGCCAAAUCACUUUCAAUGGACGAAAUCAAAUAUAAGGAGAGCAUGCAAGCAGCCAAGUUGACCAAUAAAGUCACAAGUGAAUUAUCCUCUGCAUGUCAAAUGAGCCAGCAAGAGAAGGACGAUAGCAGUUGUUCAAAGAAAAUGCACAACAAACUUGAUGAUACUGGAGUUUUGCAACAUGGAUCAAACUAUCCUUACAUGGAAGCAAAGAGCAAAGAGCUAACAGUUGGAGAUGUGGACAUGUUAUUAAGUGAUUACAAGGAUUUAGUUGCUAAGUACACAAUCCUGUGCAAAGCUAUUGGUUGCCUUUCCACCGCAGAGAGAGAACCCCUCCUUCGUCAUCUAGAAAUGCAAGGACCAGAAACUCUACUUAAUUUCACAGCACCGUCGGAUCAUCACAGACACAAGUGAUCCACACCCACAAAAAGAUAAUUAAUUGACAAUAAUGCCCAUGUGUGUAUAUAUUUAUGUAAUUGUUUUAGACUUUUAGUUCUAUCAAUUUUUUUAAAA